Penicillium olsonii is the source of this 1080-nucleotide messenger RNA. The record is from the annotation of a GenBank genome assembly. NCBI's taxonomy places the organism in Eukaryota, Fungi, Ascomycota, Eurotiomycetes, Eurotiales, Aspergillaceae.
AUGGGCUGGGUACACAAUAGUCCCCCUGAGGUAGAAGCUGCAUCUCAGUACCCUCUUAUUCUGGGGGUAUGUCUGAGUCUUACUGUGUUGAUGGUGAUUACGGUUUGUCUGCGGUUGUUUGUUCGAGCCCAAGUCGGACGGUUAGCGGCAGCAGACUAUGUGAUGGUUGUGAGCAUGAUUUUCAGCAUUAUCUACAGUGCUCUUUGUAUUUCCCAGAGUCGAUAUGGACUUGGAUUACCCCUCAAACUGCGACCCGAUGCGGACUACAAAACAUACUCCAAGAUCAAUUAUGCGGGACGUCCGUUCUAUCAAAUCGGAGUCGGAGGGUUCAAGGCUUCGCUUUGUCUAAGUUAUCAUCGACUGAUCUCAGGAACCUCGAAACGCGUGUAUCGAAAUAUUAUUUGGACUGUCAUCGCGGUCUCCAGCGCAGGCCAUAUCGCCGGGGCGCUCAUCUUGAUUUUCAAUUGUACACCGGUUCGACGAGGGUGGAAUAUGCACGUUCCUGGAACCUGCCUUCCCGUGGGAGAAACAUUUUACGGCCUUGCCAUAUUCACUAUACUUUGUGAUAUCGCGAUCAUUGUACUGCCGAUUCCACUACUGCUCAGUUUGAACAUCAAACCCGCCCAGAAAGCAGGUGUGGUAUGCCUGUUUCUGUUGGGCCUGUUUACGACGAUCUGUUCGAUCCUCCGACUUACCCAGAUCCAGCGCGUGGCAUUUGGAGACGGAAACUCAACCAUGCUGGUGCUAUGGGGAACUAUUGAGUUCAAUGUGGGAAACAUUGUUACCUGCGCGCCCUACUUGGCGCCUUUGCUCAAGGGUUGGGUCCGAGGUCUCAACUCGAGCAGCGGAAAAACGAAGAAGUAUUACAUUAACAGCCAGGGCCGAAGUUAUGCAUUGGAAAAUUGGACUAAAGAUCAACGAUCCCAUUUACAGUCUACGGCUUCAGGUCCAGCGCAGCCGAGACGAACGCCGAGCGAAGAACUCAUUCUGGCCAGCCAAGAGCCUGAGCAUGGGUGCAUUGAGAUGACAGUGGAGUACAGUGUGUCACUCGAAGGCAGAUCGACGAAGCAGAAUACCUGA